Cynara cardunculus var. scolymus (artichoke) is the source of this 1736-nucleotide messenger RNA. RefSeq names its product tRNA pseudouridine synthase A. NCBI's taxonomy places the organism in Eukaryota, Viridiplantae, Streptophyta, Magnoliopsida, Asterales, Asteraceae. The transcript has 10 exons. Gene Ontology annotation, biological process: tRNA pseudouridine synthesis. Gene Ontology annotation, molecular function: RNA binding; pseudouridine synthase activity. The coding region runs from base 24 to 1367 and encodes 447 amino acids. The record is from RefSeq and is a predicted model, not a curated record.
UAAAACAAGCAGAGGAGUGUAGGAUGAUAUUAGCGAACCGGCCGAGGGCGGUUGCUGUGGAAUUACAAUCUCAAAUAACCAGAAGGAAGUUCGUUUCUUCAAUGGAGAAAAAUGCAAACGUGCAAGUCCCCGAAACGAGGGAGUAUUUCCAUUAUAACCACACUGAUUCUUGCAAGUUCUCCAGAUGGAAUUCUAGGGAGUCUUAUGUGUUCAUGUAUGCCAGACCAUGGCAAAAAGUUGUCCACUUCUACUCGAAUCUUGUCAACGGUCAUACUACAUUGCUUCAAUCGUUAGGAACCAAGACACAUCAAAUUCCUGAUGAUGCUAGUAUAGAGCCUUGUGAAUCUGAAGUUGUUAUUACUCCUGAAAAACGAGCUGGAAGAUGGGCACGAGCAAAUUUUAAGAUAGUCCUGUCAUAUCAUGGGGGAUCCUUUGAUGGAUGGCAGAAGCAACCGGGCUUGAAUACUGUUCAAGCGGUGAUUGAAAAGUCUCUUGGGAAGUUUGUUGAUGAAAAGAAAGCUGCAGUACUGAGGGAUAAAGAUUUACCACUCGAAGGCACUGUUGUAGUUGCUGGACGAACUGACAAAGGGGUGACGGGUUUCCAUCAAGUCUGCUCUUUCUAUACAUGGAGAGAGGAUGUAAGAACUCAAGAUAUUGAAGAUGCCAUUAACAGCACAAUACCAGGAAAGCUAAGGGUCAUAUCUGUUUCUCAGGUAUCACGCUCAUUCCAUUCUAACUUCUCUGCAAAAUGGAGGCGCUAUUUGUAUAUCUUCCCUUUGAAUGAUGGGGAGACGGAGAAAGAAAGCAGGCAGAGUGAGGAAGAUACCACAUUAUGUUUUCAUGAAAAAAUUGGUGACCAAGAAAAUAAUAAAGAUGAUUUUGUUGGUGAGGGAAGUUUAGAAUCUGCAGUUGAUGAUAAAGAUGAUCUGGGAAGUAUAAAAAAACCAACCAGGUUCAGAGUUAGCAAGGUUAACAAGCUUCUUCAACAACUAGAAGGGAAAUUGUUAUCUUACAAGAUAUUUGCUCGUGAUACAAAACCCUCAAGAAACAUUGGUCCACCAACCGAGUGUUUUAUCUUCCAUGCCCGAGCCACACAAGUAUCUUUAACCAUUGAUAAGGAGAAAGGAGAAUCUAUCGAGGCAAUGUGCAUCGAAUUGGUUGCUAAUAGCUUCUUACGCAAGAUGGUUCGUGUUCUUGUGGCAACAUCAAUAAGGGAAGCAGCUGCUGGUGCUGAAGAUGAUGCCUUGAUAAAGCUGAUGGAUGCCACAUGCAGACGCGCCACGGCUCCACCAGCACCCCCUCAUGGUCUUUGUCUUGUUAAUGUGGGGUACGAAGAGUUUGAUUCACGAACUUGCUUAAUCUUAUAAGCGUCAACUUUGAAGAUGAAACAUGUUCGAUAUCCUUGGGCAUUCAAACUUCAUUGCUGGUGAUAAUCUUUUCUCUCUUUUACCUGAAUAGUCAAAGGAUUCUAUUGAACGCACCCAAGAUUGAAAUCACUAAAGUAUUCAGUUCUGCUUACAUCCUACCUCCAAACCUUAUUUUUAAGCAGGAUAUGUUCGGUUUUGUUUUUGGUUCAGUUUGUAAGAUUUGCAUCAAGUCAUAUGCUUCGGACACGACAUCUUGUACCUAGGUAAUCAUUCAGGUUUUAUAAAUUAAUAUCCUAAUAUGGAUAAUACCAAAAAAAAAAAAAAAACAGUUAGUUAAUGAGGGGAAUGUAUAAAAUCAAAAUUCUUUUA